Leptopilina boulardi is the source of this 1626-nucleotide messenger RNA. It is a transcript of the gene Pus1, whose product is annotated as pseudouridylate synthase 1 homolog. Gene Ontology annotation, cellular component: nucleus. Lineage: Eukaryota; Metazoa; Arthropoda; Insecta; Hymenoptera; Figitidae. Gene Ontology annotation, molecular function: pseudouridine synthase activity; RNA binding. Gene Ontology annotation, biological process: tRNA pseudouridine synthesis; mRNA pseudouridine synthesis. The record is from RefSeq and is a predicted model, not a curated record. The coding region runs from base 139 to 1533 and encodes 464 amino acids. The transcript is spliced from 6 exons.
UUCGCCUGUACCUCCUCCACGUGAAUUUCGGAGUUUUAACUAUGUUUAUGCUGCUUUUUUAAAUAAAAAAAAAAAAUUGUAUUUUUAUUUUAUACAAAUAAAGUAAAUAGAUUUAUUAUAAAAUUUAGUAUUUUAUAAAUGCUCCGUAUUUUCAAACAGUCUGGAAUAUUCACGAAUUACUGUAAUUUAUGCAGUAUUGUUUAUAGAAAAAUGUCUGCACAAGUAGAAAAUGCAAUUGCCGAGAAUCAAGAGAUUAUAAUUGAAGGUAAAAAACGACUUCAAAGUGAAGACAAUAAAUUGUCUGGAAUUGAUGAAAACACGGCCAAAAAGCAAAAAGUUGAACAAGAUGUUAAAAUAAAAAAACGUAAUUUUGCAUUAAUGUUGGGUUAUCUUGGUAAAAAUUAUUAUGGAAUGCAAAGAAAUCCUGGUAUGGCAACAGUUGAAGAAUCUUUAAUUGAUGCAUUACUUAAAGCAGAUCUUAUUAAUUCAGAAGCUUUUGAGACAAUACAAACUAUUCAUUUUCAAAGAGCAGCAAGGACAGAUAAAGGAGUAUCAGCAGCUAGACAAGUUGUUUCUCUGAAAUUACCGGAACAUGCAAAAAUGGAAGAUAUUAAUAAAUUUUUGCCAAAUGAUAUUCGUGUAUUUGGAUUGAGACGAGUGACAAAAGGUUUUAACAGUAAAUCACAAUGUGACGCGAGAACAUAUUCAUAUACACUUCCAACAAUUGCAUUUGUUGAAGAAAGUCCAGAAAUAUUGAAUAAACAAUUUUCCGAUGAAGAUGUUGUAAAAAGAAUAGAGGAAUUAUCGACAAUAAAUGGUAAACCGUACACUGAAUUUCGAAUUGCAAAUGAAUCAAUAGAAAAAUUACGAAAAGUUCUUCAAUUAUUUGAAGGAUCACAUAAUUUUUACAAUUUCACAUCAAAAGUAAAAUCUUUGGAUCCACGUGCGAGAAGAUUUAUCAUAAAAUUCGAAUGUUCUGAACCAUUUUUAAUGGAAGGUAUAGAAUUUAUCACAUUGAAAAUAAAAGGACAAAGUUUUAUGUUACAUCAAAUUCGAAAAAUGAUUGGUUUAACAAUUGGCAUUGUCAGAAAUGUUGUUACAGAAGAUAUUCUUGAUCUUGCAUUUAAUGGUGAUAAAAUGGAUGUUCCAAUGGUUCCUGGUCUAGGACUCGUGCUUAACAUUGUUCAUUAUGACUAUUAUAAUAAUAAAUUUGGAAAGGAUGGAAUUCACGAAACAUUGGAUUGGCUUGAAUGUGAAGAAGAAGUUCAGAAAUUUUUCAAUGACAAUAUUAUCAAGCAUAUUGUUCAAACAGAGAUUUCUGAAAAAUCAUUUUUAACAUGGUUGGGUAGUUUACCUCAUCACACAUUCUCUAAACGUGAGGAACAUAGAAAUGGCACGAGUAAUGAAUGUAACAAAAAUAAUCAGACUAAUGAAAAUAAUGAAAAGAAAAUUAAUGACGAUGAGAUUAAUGAAAGUAACAAAAAUAACGAAAAUAAUGAAAUAACUGAAAAAAAUGAAUCGUCAACAACAUAAAAAAAAAAAAAAAUGAAUAUUUCUCUAUGAGAAAGCGAAAAAAUUACAAAUUGUAUGACAAAUGCAAAUAUAUAUUUGCGAUAUAUCUAUAAA